ACUAUUGAGAAUAUUGUCUACCACUUCUUGUAGCGUUCUCUUCUGGUCUCCUUAUUCCAUGGUGUCUUUGACCAACUUUACUUCAACUCUUCUUACCAGUAUUCCUGUCCAUACCAUUUCAACCUUGUACAAAUGUAGUUACGAGUCAGUGUGCGAGUAUGCAUUUUAUGCAAAUGACGUUAUUCAGCCAUUUUGAGAUCAGUGACAGACGUUUGAACGAUGUUAUUUAGCCAGGAGUGUUUGUUUUAUUUCUAGCUAUCAAUGCCAUGUUGUUUGGGUGUGUUUUAAAAUGGUUCUACGACGAAAUUGAAUAGUUUACUGCGUUUUUUUGACAUUUGGAGGACGAGAAUUGACGUGUGUCUCUAGUUCGAAGCCUUUCCACGGCUAAUAUGUCGGGGGACACAACGCAAACAGCGACUACGGUAAAAGGGGCGCCAACGAAAUAUGUGAAGUUGAAUGUUGGUGGCUCGUUACACUAUGUUACUCUGGGAACGUUGACAAAACAAGAUAACAUGCUUCGAGCUAUGUUCAGUGGCCGAAUGGAGGUUUUGACGGAUACGGAAGGGUGGAUUCUUAUUGAUCGCUCGGGGAAACACUUUGGAGGCAUUCUCAAUUUUCUCCGAGAUGGGACGUUGUCCCUACCAGACACCCGUCAAGAGCUGGAAGAGUUGUUGGCCGAAGCUAAGUUUUACUUGAUUGAAGAUCUUGUAACGCAGUGCGAGGAAGCAUUAAAGAAAAAAGAUGAUGAGGUUCUGCCAUGUUGCAUUGUACGGCUGGCAACCUCUGUAAAACAAGAGAAAUUAUUAGUCAGUCAAAGUGAUAAGCCCGUGGUUAAAUUCUUAUACAACAGAUCCAAUAACAAGUAUUCAUACACAAGUCACUCGGAUGACAAUCUUCUAAAGAACAUUGAACUUUUCGAUAAACUUUCCUUGCGUUUUCACGAGCGCAUUCUUUUCAUAAAAAAUGUUAUUGGAGGUGGUGAAAUAUGCUGUUGGACUUACUACGGAAACGGGAAAAAAGUUGCGGAAAUAUGUUGCACUUCCAUAGUCUAUGCAACUGAAAGAAAGCAUACAAAGGUUGAAUUUCCAGAAGCGAGAAUAUAUGAGGAAACAUUGAAUGUUCUAUUGUAUGAAAAAGUUGGCAACAGUCAGCCUGAUGCAGAAUUAUUGCGGGCAUUAGGAACUACUCAUGUUGUGGACGACGAAGAGGAUGGGCCUGUUCGCAGGCACAGAAGUGGAGCGGGGGAAUAGAGUUAUAUCUAGAUACAUAUAUGAUUAUAUAAUUAUAUUUAGACAAUGUUUA
Dendronephthya gigantea is the source of this 1302-nucleotide messenger RNA. RefSeq names its product BTB/POZ domain-containing adapter for CUL3-mediated RhoA degradation protein 3-like. The coding region runs from base 390 to 1250 and encodes 286 amino acids. Gene Ontology annotation, molecular function: protein binding. The transcript is spliced from 4 exons. Gene Ontology annotation, biological process: protein homooligomerization. NCBI's taxonomy places the organism in Eukaryota, Metazoa, Cnidaria, Anthozoa, Malacalcyonacea, Nephtheidae. The record is from RefSeq and is a predicted model, not a curated record.